This is a messenger RNA of Haliotis rufescens (red abalone), 964 nucleotides long. RefSeq lists its product as uncharacterized. Bases 92 to 760 code for a protein of 222 amino acids. The record is from RefSeq and is a predicted model, not a curated record. Lineage: Eukaryota; Metazoa; Mollusca; Gastropoda; Lepetellida; Haliotidae. The transcript is spliced from 5 exons.
UCACACACAAACAAAAAGCACACCCUUCUGCGUUUACCCGAAAUAGAUCCCGGAUAUCCGGGUUCGUCUUGUCUUGUACGGGAAUACCAACAUGGCGUCUUGUUUAUUUGUUGCAGCCCUUCUGGUUGCUGUGGCGGCUGCUGACAUUGGACUUCCGUGCAUGCAGGCUGAUGUUGUUGCAAGGAAGACGAGGGAGUGUUUUGCCGGCUUGGGACGGGAGAACUUGAUCAACCUUGACCCAACAAAACAAGGGGGGUCACUAGGUCAAAUGUCAAAGUUUUUCUCAGGGCCAAACGUAUGCAGCCACACAGAUGACAUGGCAUAUGGUAUCAACUGCAUGUUUGACUUCUAUGGAACCUGCCUGAACAUAAGACGAAUGUUUGCAAGUUAUCCUCAGAUUAAAAAGGCCUUAGUGUUCGCCUGUCAGGACGAAGACGCACUGAAUGACUCCUGUGUGAAGGACGUAGACAAAGACACUUUGGUUUGCUAUAUAAAGAAGGAACAGGAAAGGAGUCUCAAGAUCCUCACAGGGGAAGUGCAGAGGAAGAGUACAGAGGAAGAGAUGUGCGGGUUUCUGAAGGAGGAGAUGAAAUGUAUGAAAAAAGCGCUGUCCGGCUGUCCGGUAUCAACAGGGGAGAGAUAUUACUCCUUUGUUGAGAUGCUGAUGCCGACAACAUGUGACCACUUGACCCUCUAUAGGAUCCUGAAGGAACGACCAAAGGUGGACCUAGCUACCACCUACAUCAAGUCACAACCCUAAGGAGCCACACCAGGCAAAUAACAGUACACAAGCGUUGUGUGCACAUAUCUUUACAUAAUUAUAAUUGUCUCCCGCAAUCGACUUUGUAUAUAAAAAGAAAAACCAAGCCAACAAAAUUUCCUGUCCAGUUUAAACAUUUUAAUUUUCACUUUUUAAUGUACACAUGAUCAAAUCUUUUGUUAUUAAAGACGAUACAAAAUAUCA